This is a messenger RNA of Vidua macroura (Pin-tailed whydah), 1122 nucleotides long. RefSeq names its product synaptonemal complex central element protein 3 (gene SYCE3). Gene Ontology annotation, cellular component: central element. Gene Ontology annotation, biological process: synaptonemal complex assembly; spermatogenesis; reciprocal meiotic recombination. Lineage: Eukaryota; Metazoa; Chordata; Aves; Passeriformes; Viduidae. The coding region runs from base 53 to 457 and encodes 134 amino acids. The record is from RefSeq and is a predicted model, not a curated record. The transcript is spliced from 3 exons.
GGCGGCGCGGCCCCGGCGCCCCGGGGCACGGGGCCCUGGCGGCGGCCGAAAGAUGCCCGUGGUGUGGGACAGCACCGGGGCUUGGGCUCUCCAAGGGCUCCGGGGCAAGGGGGCUGCCCGGUUAACCUCAGUUUUACCUCGUUGUAUGAAGAGACACUUGGAACACCCAGCGUCCGAGAUGGCUGAAUCAGAAUCUCAGGAAGGAAACCAUUAUAACAGGGGAAAAAUGGUGGAGAACUUUAAAAUGGACAUGGAGGAACUUCUGGAGGAAAUGGAAAAACUAACAGUGCGUGCAGCCUGGAUGACCUACGACUGCGUGGCCAUCCAGACCAACCCAGACCUAUACAAUGCCAUGCAGCACUUGGAAGAUGUCUUCCUGAUGUGCAAAGAGCAGAUGGAGAAGAAAUGGCAAGAGGUGCUACUGGAAUCUAGAGGUGAAGGGCAAAAAAAGGAAUAAAUUUAACUCAGUCAUGCUGCCAGAAUGACAUCCCUUGGAAAAUCACUUAGGUCCUUUUUUCUCCUAGCUGUGGAGGAUUCACAGGCGCUGUGGGAAAUGGGCUUUCCUCUUGCUAAGAACUACUUAUUUGUGAACAUCUGUGGAAGUAUUUUAAUGAGAUUACACAUAUAGCUUCAUAUAGUUGAGGGUAAAAGGCAGCAGUGUGUGUAUGAGCAUGAUGCCCAUUGGUAAUCCGUAUAGUGUUUGCACACACAAUUGACACACCCUCUGACCUUUUCCCUGGAAGAUCAUACUCACUCCAUGGUCAGUGUAACUGGAAUUCUUAGAAACCUGAACAAACUGGAAGGAUGGGGAGCAGGGGUGCUGUAGAGGACCAGCACAGUGGCAUUGCACUAGCCCAUGGCUUUCAAAGAAAACUGAAGAAUUGCUUAUUUUUCUAAAUGAAACACAGGUUAAAUUCUAGAUUUGCAGAUAGAUUGAGUUGGUUUUAUUUAGUAUUAUCAUCUAAGUGUUCAAUGACGUAGUUUUAUUAUUUAGAUACAUCAUCUAUAGUUGUUGCAUCUUCUUCCAUUAGAUUUUUAACCAUUUCUUUGAACUGUUUUCUCCAGAUUGUUCCUCCCAAACCCUCUGAAGGUGCCAUGAAAUAAAAAUGUUUUCCCAUUAUA